Molecule: messenger RNA, 4349 nt
Organism: Thunnus maccoyii (southern bluefin tuna)
Lineage: Eukaryota; Metazoa; Chordata; Actinopteri; Scombriformes; Scombridae
Product: E3 ubiquitin-protein ligase RNF19B
Exons: 11
Coding region: 881-2848 (655 amino acids)
Biological process (GO): positive regulation of proteasomal ubiquitin-dependent protein catabolic process; ubiquitin-dependent protein catabolic process; protein polyubiquitination
Cellular component (GO): cytoplasm; ubiquitin ligase complex
Molecular function (GO): zinc ion binding; ubiquitin conjugating enzyme binding; ubiquitin protein ligase activity
Source: RefSeq, a predicted model, not a curated record
AUUUUGCAUCAUAGCGUCUUGUAGCAUUUUAUCUUCGCUGCAUUUUUCAAAACGAUCAAAAACUUUAACGAGAGAGGGGCCACAGUCUGUCAAGACUUUCAUCUGUGCCAGGAAUACACAAAGCUAUCCCACAACAUACGACAUCCAGCUAUUAAGUGAGCCUCCCCUCAGAAAAGCCAUCAGUCUGCUGAUGUACCGGGGGGAAGGCUCUCCUCACCGCGGAUCUCCUCUCCUCGGCUCCCCCCUGCAGAGGACCAUUACCUGACAUCAUACCCACCCUCUCUGCAGCUUUGGCGGUCAGACAGGUUUUUCUGUGCGGCAGAAAAGAGGAGGAGACGAGGGGGGAUUUCUGUGCUACUGUUUGGUCCUCAAGGGGAGGAGCCAGUUGUUGAUUCUACGCUGCAAAGAGAGACGGCGCCGCACAGAGAGGUUACAGGGCUGCUGACAGUGAAGAAGGAGGACUAAAACGAUGAAGGACAGUCGGCCAGUUCGGGACUAGCUUGGACCGAGGGAACUGCAGUGGAGGUGGAGGAGGGAAAGAAGACCAAAGAGAGAAAGUAAACCACAUGACUCGGCCUUGGAAUCCAAAUUAGUGAUGUUCCCCUCCAGCAGGGAUCGCCUCCUCCCUGUCAUCUCCCUCUCCAUCUCUCCCGCUCUUCCUCCCUCCUACAGCAGAGCAGCCGCCCAGCUCCAAGACUCUGAGCCGUGAGAGCUCAUUGUGCUCACCCACCCACGCACACAAAACACACACACACACGCACACACACACAAACUCAAACACAUACACACACACACACUCUCUCUCACACACGCUUUUGCAUCCCGCUCAUGGUCGUUGGCCUGCCCUCCUCAGCUGCUGCUCCUGCUCCAGUUGUAGACCAUGAAGAGGCCCAAGCAGCAGACGGGGCCCCUGAGCUUCCUCAACUUCUUCAGCCGAAAGCCCAAAUCGGAGCCGAGGCCCGAGAAGCCUGUGGAAGCUUGGCCCAAAGAGGAGGUGGCCAUCACACUGACCCUGAGCGAGCAUCCAGAGCAGGGCCUCAACCUCACAGCAGAAGAGGCUGGAGAAUCAAGAGCUUCUGGAACAGAAAGAGGAGAAGGAGGAGGUCCGCCAGCAGCCGCUGAGGUUGGCCAGGGUGGUGGUACCACAGCUGAAUGCGUGGGCGGAGUCAGCAGUGGCUCCACCGGCGUCCUGUCCCUCUCUUCCUCCAGCCAGGAUCAGCUAUUGGAUGAACACCUGGAGGAGUGCCCACUGUGCCUGCUCAGUCAGCCGCGUUGCCACUUCCCACGACUCACCUCCUGUUCCCACCGGACGUGCUCGGACUGCCUCCGCCAAUACCUGCGCAUUGAGAUAUCAGAGAGUCGGGUGGGCAUUGCAUGCCCGCAGUGCCCUGAAACAUUGGCGCCAUUAGAUGUUCGUGCCAUCCUGGAUGACCGGGCGCUGCUGGAGAGGUUCGAGGAGUACCAAUUGAGGCGUUUCCUGGCUGCUGACCCAGAUACACGCUGGUGCCCUGCACCUGACUGCAGCUAUGCAGUGAUAGCUUACGGCUGUGCAGAGUGUCCCAAGCUGAGCUGUGGCCGUGAGGGGUGUGACACAGAGUUCUGCUACCACUGUAGGCAGCUGUGGCACCCCAACCAAACGUGUGACCAGGCACGGCGUCAGCGAGCCCGCCACACCUCAGGCAGUAACGAUGCCUCCACGCUCUACGUCUUCAAUGAAGAACCUGGAGGAGAUGCAGAGGAGAUCAAACCAUGCCCUCGCUGUGGUGCCUACAUCAUGAAGACCAAUGAUGGCAGCUGUAACCGUAUGAACUGCACUGUGUGUGCCUGUCAGUUCUGCUGGCUGUGUAUGCAGGAGAUCACCGACGUGCACUACCUCAGUCCCUCUGGAUGUACAUUCUGGGGGAAGAAGCCAUGGUCUCAAACCCGCAAGGUUCUGUGGCAGGUGGGCAUGUUGCUUGGAGCACCAGUGGUCAUCUCCCUCAUAGCGGGCAUCGCCAUCCCAGUCAUCAUUGUGGGCAUACCAAUUUACAUGGGCCGCAAGGUCCAUGGUCGCUGUAAGAAAAACAAUAUCUCAGGAAGUAAGCACUACUUGACGGUGGCAAGUGGGGUGAUGAUGUCAGUGUUUGUGUCGCCGGUCAUAGCAGCUGUCACUGUGGGUGUGGGUGUGCCGCUUAUGUUGACUUAUGUCUAUGGGGUCGUUCCCAUGUCGCUCUGUAGGAACGGCUGGUGUCGACCGCAGAGCGAGCCCCCUGAAUCACACAAGAUCCAACUGGAGGACUUAGCUAGCUAUCUUCUAUUCUCUCAUGUAGUCAGUGACCACUGGACGGGUCAGAACAACCAAACGCUCAGCGACACCAGCGUCCAGGAAGUCAGAGUCAGUGUACAGGAAGUAGGCGUCCUGCCAAGUACAAGCACCACGCCCCCGGAGCUAGAUAGCUAUGUGGGGUUGGAUGAAGCCACACAACGCCAUGGAUACACCCAGCAGCACAGCCAAUCAGACUGUGAGGUGGUUAUUGUGCCUGACAGCAAGCUCAACGACACAGAAGAACUUCCUUUGAGGGAAGGAACCAAUAUUGAGGUUCGUGUGGAAAUUGAGACCCAGCCCAGAGGCGCCCGCCAGUCCAGCCUAAGUAGCAUCCUGUCUAGCCGAAGCUUGUCAGUGGAGUCCCUGGGACACUCGCAGUCCCAGUCCCAGUUCCAAGACUACCUGCGUGCCUCACAAGUGGAAGAAAGACGAGAGAGUGGAGGAGGAGGAGGAGAGGAGCAGGAGGGAAGAGAGAAACCAGGAGGGGAAGCAGGAGGAGAAGAAGGGAUAGUUUACCCAGUCUUUGAAAUAGACAGUGUAUGAGGCCCUCUAAUGCAGGCUUUGCACUUGGUUGAAGGUUAGUCAGGUUUUAUGGAAAUAAACAAAUCCGUGAUCUGACAUGUCAUUGUAUUGACCUGAAAAUCAUUGGCCAAGGCCACCUCCUGCUUCCGAGACAGGACCGCCCACCAGAUGCCUUCUAGCUCCAGCCUCUAAGGAAGACGCGGGUUUAGAGAGAGCAAAUGAAAAAGAUGAGAGAGAGAGAUAAGAGUGUGUGUGCGUCUGUGUGUGUGAGUGAGUGUGUAUGAGACAAAUAGCAUGAGUAUGAGAUAAUAAACCGGACGGGGGAUCAACUGUAAAAGCAAGACAGGAUAGCAUCCAUCGCUGAAUCUUAAACUGAAGUGACUGAGAGCAUGUUAGCCGACUAGUUCAGUGGGGGUCAGCCUGUUAUUUUUUUCUAUGUUCUUUCUGAAAGAGACUACCUACUCCCCCUCUAUUAGGAAUCUAUUUCAUGAAGCGCUCUCUUCAUCUGACUAUACUCUUAUACUUCUUUUAGUGACCUCACAUGCCUCCUCCCUCUCCCUUUACAAAUAAAGAGACCCCCACACAAGCAUGAGUUGUUUCAUGGGGAAUUAAGAAUCUAACAUGCAACUGUCUUAUCAUAUGCAGCAAGACAGUCGGAGGAUUUUUUUUUUCUACCUUUAAAGAAUAUCCCCAAUAUUUUAAGAUGCAGUGUUCACACCUGAAUUGGGCAUCCUUAAAACAGAUGACGCAUGCUGCACUGUUCAAUUACUCUCUUGUGAAAGAAGCCCAGUUGAAAAUGCUGAAAUGACACCUGGAAGCUGUUCAAGCCUGUGACUGUUGUUCUCUAUCAGAGUCAAAGGUGCUCUGUGACAUUGUGGCAGUGAUGACAGGAGGGAUUAUAAAUACCGUAAUACCAUAAAUAUAUCUGCUAGUCUCCGAUCCACAGUCUUCCAUGGAAGCAGAUAGAGGGGCAAUGUUACUUUUGCCUUCUUUGUAGUGCAGCUUUCAGCCUUCACAAGGUUAUUUCCUUAAAAAACCGGGGAGGGAGAUGUUGCUUUAGUUUUUAAAAAUGCUCAUUCUAAUGCAGUCAUUUACUUGCAUUAGCGACAACAACAUUGGCAGCAACACCGCAAGCUUUUUCUAAAGAGUCUCAACUUUAAAAAUAGCUGCAUGAUGAUUCUACUACUCACUGUGUAUCCAGGAUAACACACACAUAUGCCCACACACACACACACACACGCACACACGCAGCGGUCAGUGUAGUUGCAGUAGUGUGUGCUGCUGAGAGCAUUAAAUAUAUAAACUUAAGACCCUCUCAAAUGAUCACAGAGCACCAAAAUGACAACAGCAGCAUGCCACCUCAGGCUAAAGUGUAAUAACCCCUUCUAAAUGAUUUAUGAGAAAUACAUGACUAUACACGCACUGCUUAGCUUCCUGAGUGUGAAAUAAUGGCGGAAAAUGAGACUUGACAUGAUAACCUGUGCUGAGAUUUGGAGAGAAAUGAAAUAAAGAUUUCACCAUG